UAUAUUUGUUGUUUUAGAUGUAGAUGAAAUAAAACUUAAAUUAUUUAAAAUUUCUUCCUAAACCCUAAACCUCGAAGCACAGACUCAAUCCCACUCCAAUCGAAUCCAUGCUAUCUCUCGCCAAACGCCUUCACUCUCUCACAUUCCCACCCUUCCUUUCUCGCAGCUCCCACCAACUCCGCUCUCCACGACCCGACGCCGCCUCCCACUCCAGGCGGCGCCACAAGUCUCCGCCUCUUCCGCUGAAAAAACCGGAGGAGAGGUCAGAAUGGUGGAUCGUCGACGGUGAAAUGCACGAAAUAGGAGAUAACGUGCCACCACGUGAACGGUUUGUGAUUCCUCGAGAGAAUAUUCCUAACAAGCGCCGCAAGCAGCUGAGAGAACAGUUCAUGCGCAGGACUCGCCUCGUUCUUAAGGAAUCUGAACACGAUCCUUGGUGCAAAAGAUAUAUGGAAUUGUAUAAUGAACUUCGAGAAAAUUGGGAGAGACUUUAUUGGGACGAGGGUUACUCUAAUAAGCUUGCUCGGGAUCAUGCGAACUAUGAGUCCGCUGAAGAUGAUGAUGAAGAUUUCUCUCCUUACAGGAAUAGAAGACCCCAGAUGGAGUAUAGCAAGGACCAGAAUUUUGAUAGAAACAGGCAAUCUGAUAGCUGGGAUAAAGUUAGCCUUAUACGCGAUAAAUUCGAGUAUGACAGGGAGAGAAGAAUGAAGGAGAAAGCAUUUGCUCCCAUGAAUGGAGGAUUUGUGGCUGACUCCCAUGAUUCGGAAGGCUGGAACCAACCUCUAAAUACCGAUCGAUAUUUUAGCCAAACAGAAAGGUAUCAAGAGGAGGAGAAUAAGUGAACUGUGCCUACCAUGAUGCAAAGAGGUGGGAUAGUUUUCCUUGUCUCUUCACAUUUCUGUCCAUUUAUCUUCAAUACUAUGUUGCAUGUGACAGCAGUUUCUAAGAAAAUGAUUGACAGAGAUUACAUGGGUGUUUUUUUGGUUUAAAGCUCCUUCAAUUAGGAAGAUGAAAUUGUUUUGAAUAGAAACAUGAUGAUGUAUUAAACCACUGACCUUAUCUCUGCCAGAAAGGAUGAUUAUUGUGACUUGUGAGAAUGUAAAGAAAAUUGAAGUAACACGACACUGAUGAGAUGUUGUAACUUGUAACUACUAAACUCAUUUAACGUGUAGAUAUAUACUACUUUUCAAA
Vicia villosa (hairy vetch) is the source of this 1191-nucleotide messenger RNA. RefSeq lists its product as uncharacterized. Bases 108 to 842 code for a protein of 244 amino acids. NCBI's taxonomy places the organism in Eukaryota, Viridiplantae, Streptophyta, Magnoliopsida, Fabales, Fabaceae. The record is from RefSeq and is a predicted model, not a curated record. The transcript is spliced from 5 exons.